Messenger RNA from Musca vetustissima, 1480 nucleotides. Its product is annotated as solute carrier family 35 member C2. Gene Ontology annotation, molecular function: antiporter activity. The transcript has 5 exons. The record is from RefSeq and is a predicted model, not a curated record. Bases 1 to 1479 code for a protein of 492 amino acids. Gene Ontology annotation, biological process: UDP-glucose transmembrane transport. Lineage: Eukaryota; Metazoa; Arthropoda; Insecta; Diptera; Muscidae. Gene Ontology annotation, cellular component: Golgi apparatus; endoplasmic reticulum-Golgi intermediate compartment; cis-Golgi network.
AUGGGGCAAACACGUUAUGAGUCGCAUAAAUAUGCCCGCCUUAAUAGUUUAGAAGCUUCAAGUAGGACAUACGAUGAUGAUGACCAACAGGAAAUAGUUUUGAAUGAUGAGAGUAGCAGCAGGGUUAGAUUUGGAUUGGAGAGUGACGAAGAUGUAGAUCUACAUGCACACGACCCGGGUUACUCCACUACCCGUGGUAAUUCCGCAACAAACUCGUCUACAAAAGUAAGCUUAAAAGACCGCCUCAACGACUCUCGCUUGAUGCAGAUGGCAAUAUGUUCCUUAGCGACAAUAUUACUAUAUUUAUUUCUGUCCAUAUGUCUGACAUUCUACCAGAAAGCUUUAAUAAAGGAACUUAAAUUUCCGCUAAGUAUUGUGACUUACCACCUCCUAUUGAAGCUGAUUAUUGCCAGUACGAUACGUGCUAUUUACAAGUGCGUCGUUGGCAAAUCUAGAAUACAGUUGGACUUUCGAACAUCCGUGCGAAAAAUGGGUCCCACUGGUUUAGCGAGCGGCAUCGAUAUUGGAUUUUCAAACUGGGGCUUAGAAUUAGUGCCAAUUUCACUGUACACAAUGACUAAAUCGUCAACAAUAGUGUUUAUCUUAAUAUUUGCAAUAAUGCUGGGAUUGGAAAAGAAGAGUUGGUCGCUAGUGUUUAUUGUAUCCCUGAUAGCAUUGGGACUGUUUAUGUUUACAUACAAAUCAACGCAAUUUCACGCAUUGGGAUUCGUAUUUAUUUUAGUAGCUUCCCUAAGCGGCGGCAUUCGGUGGAGCUUAGCCCAAUUUCUUAUGCAAAAGUCCAAAUUGGGUCUGCACAAUCCGAUAGAUAUGAUUUAUCACAUGCAACCCUGGAUGAUAUUAGCACUCUUGCCAUUUGUGAUCAUAUUUGAAGGAAAGUCUUUCUUUGGAGUUGUGGAUAAAUUGAGUGAGUUUUCCAGCUCAGAUAUAAGCAUGGUUAUAUUGAAAAUAACAUUUGGUGCAGCAAUGGCGUUCUGUAUGGAAGUUGCAGAAUUUUUGGUUUUAGUAAAAACGUCCAGUUUAACGCUAUCAAUUGCCGGCAUUUUUAAGGAUAUAUUCCAGCUAGCCUUGGCAGUCGCAUAUAAUGGCGAUCAACUCACUCUAGUAAAUUGUUUGGGCCUAGUUGUAUGUCUUGCGGGUAUAUCAUGCCAUAUUUUGCACAAAUAUUCAAUGCUUUCAAAAAAUGAAAUCAAUUUGUCGGGUGGAGAUGAUGAUUCUUUUGACAUGCACUACAGCGAUAAUACAGGAAGUGUCGCAUUUUCAGCAGGUCAUAGUAAUGCCGCUCAUCAAAGUGGUACCAUUAAUUCAGACCUUAACGAAGGUGGUAAGAAGCAUUCCUCUCUGACGGUCCCACUGUUGGAGGAAACAGAUUCCGAAGAUGACACACACGAAUCGCCAAAUAAAGACAAUUCCUCAGAUGUCAUAUUCGAUAUCUUGAAGCGGCGUGAUAAUCAACGGUGAA